Messenger RNA from Necator americanus (New World hookworm), 240 nucleotides. RefSeq lists its product as uncharacterized. The coding region runs from base 1 to 240 and encodes 79 amino acids. The record is from RefSeq and is a predicted model, not a curated record. NCBI's taxonomy places the organism in Eukaryota, Metazoa, Nematoda, Chromadorea, Rhabditida, Ancylostomatidae. The transcript is spliced from 2 exons.
AUGUUCUUCCGUCACUUUGUUCUCCUAAUGCUCGUCUUCUCUCUACUGCUGCUGUCCACCGUCGCAGCUACCGAGAAACCUGAGAACGGCGGUAAGUUGAAGAAGGAUUCAGGAAAAGAUAUGAAGAAGCGUUGCAGAGACGCUCACGAAUGUCGUCUCUACAGUAAAUCUGACAUAUGCUACAAUCCGUCAAUGACACAUCUAUGGAGAAAAUGUCCAAAAAAAUGUGGCCGUUGUUAG